UGAAAAGAGUUCUACUUCCGUUUUCGAUUGAUCAGCAAUUCUCAAGCAAAAUAAACCAAUGUAAGGAAGGCCACGUCAGUUUUUAGAAAACAUUAAUUUAAAGAGUGUAGCCUGCAUUUAAGAGCAGCGGAUAGUUAACAAUAUACCAAGUGAAAAUGGCUUCAAACGACAUAGGAGAUUGGUAUAGAAGUAUACCACAAAUAACAAAGUAUUGGUUCACUGGCUCCGUGGUCAUCCCACUGAUUGGACGGUUGGGAAUCUUCAAUCCUAUGUGGUUCAUCUUGGACUUCAAGUCUUUCUUCUACAGAUUCCAGAUAUGGCGACCCAUGACUGCUGCUCUGUAUUAUCCAAUAUCAGGGCCCAGAGGCUUUCACUAUUUAAUGAAUCUCUACUUUUUAUAUUCAUAUUCUACACGUCUUGAAACAGAGACAUACGCUGGUUCUCCUGCUGAUUACUUGUUCAUGCUGCUCUUCAACUGGUUCUGUCUUGUUAUUAUCGGAUUUGGAGCAGAACUUGCUCUUCUGAUGGACCCGCUAGUGCUGAGUGUUCUCUACGUGUGGUGCCAGCUCAACAAGGACACCAUCGUCAGCUUCUGGUUCGGCACAAGAUUCAAAGCCAUGUACUUACCUUGGGUCCUCUUUGCUUUCAACUUGAUUAUCGGAAGCGGGGGCAUGAUGGAGUUGUUUGGCAUAGUGGUGGGCCACUUGUAUUUCUUCCUGAUGUUCAAGUACCCUCAGGACUUUGGAGGGGCUCAGCUGAUCACAGUGCCAAGUAUUCUGUACAAAUACUUCCCGAAGCGCACUGGAGGCAUGGGAGGAUUCGGUCAAGCCCCGGCUUCCAGACGACGACCCGAUGAUGCUGAUGGUGGCGGCGGGGGCUGGAGGGGUCACCAGUGGGGUCAAGGUCAGCAGCUGGGGAACUGAUGGGGAUAUAUCCAUGCGGAGGAGGAGGACUGUUGGGAGAGGGAGAGAGGUUGAGACAUGCCAUGGGGGGGAGGAGGGAUUGUUUUGUCAAGACUUUGGGUGGUUGGGUUUUUUUGUUUGUUUGUUGUUUUUUUUGGGGGGGGUGGGGUGUAGGGGGGUUCUGUGUUCGUAUUGUUUUGGGUUGGUGGGUUUUUUGUUUGGUGAGUGGGGGGGGGAUUCUGCCCUUGUUUUUUUGUUUGUUUGUUUUUUGUUUAUUAAGUACAGGUGUUGUCAGAGAGAUACCUAGCAGUGAGCAGUGUGUCUCAUCAUUCAGUUUUUCUUUCCUUCAACUGUUUUUGAGGGUUUGUAAAGGUAGGGAGGGUAUAGGUCUACCAAGACAGAGAGAUGGACUGGUGUUCAGUCUACUAGUUGUUUUCUUUUUCUGUUCUGGUUUUGCCUCCUGCCGAGGUUUUCAGACCAUGUGCUGGUGGAGGGAGAUAAUUUGGUCGCUGUUCUGUUUGGAAAAAUUCUACUUUUGUGUGUUUCUGUGAGUGACUGAGAGGACUGUGUCAGGGUUGUACAUUUUAUUAAGUGAGCUCAUCUUUGGUUUAUGGUGCUGUCUCUGAGAAAAGAGGCACCAUUAUAUUUUCUAUAAAUAUAUUAUUAUUAUGUCACUGUAAGAAAAAAAAAGUUCUGGCAAUAUG
Messenger RNA from Aplysia californica (California sea hare), 1606 nucleotides. RefSeq names its product derlin-1. Gene Ontology annotation, molecular function: ubiquitin-specific protease binding; misfolded protein binding. The record is from RefSeq and is a predicted model, not a curated record. NCBI's taxonomy places the organism in Eukaryota, Metazoa, Mollusca, Gastropoda, Aplysiida, Aplysiidae. Gene Ontology annotation, biological process: endoplasmic reticulum unfolded protein response. Gene Ontology annotation, cellular component: endoplasmic reticulum membrane; Hrd1p ubiquitin ligase ERAD-L complex. The coding region runs from base 156 to 923 and encodes 255 amino acids. The transcript is spliced from 8 exons.